Messenger RNA from Lynx canadensis (Canada lynx), 3362 nucleotides. RefSeq names its product solute carrier family 35 member C2 (gene SLC35H1). Gene Ontology annotation, cellular component: cis-Golgi network; endoplasmic reticulum-Golgi intermediate compartment; Golgi apparatus. Gene Ontology annotation, molecular function: antiporter activity. The record is from RefSeq and is a predicted model, not a curated record. Gene Ontology annotation, biological process: UDP-glucose transmembrane transport. The transcript has 10 exons. Bases 1814 to 2914 code for a protein of 366 amino acids. Lineage: Eukaryota; Metazoa; Chordata; Mammalia; Carnivora; Felidae.
AAAAGUAAGGCCGACAUAGAAUUCCUUUCUUGGCAAAUGUGAUUUGAAAAAGAGCAUUUGCCCCUUUCAGGCUGGUUUCCCUUAUCCUAAAAGAAAGGCAGGGAUCUUAUCAGUUACCUGUCUCUGUCUCCAGGGCUGGGUAUACAGUGGCACUUGAUAAAUGCACAUUGAGUAAGUGGCCAAAUGAUUUCCAAGAGCCCUUCUGGCUGAAGUCUGAUCUUGUGUUUGGGGUUAGGUGACUCAUAAUAAGAGAAUGAGUGUUGUUAACUUGGAGACCGUGCUCGCCGCGGGCUGGGGUAGUCAUGGGGACUUUUUGGAGGUGGAGGACCUGGACUGGUGAAGGCAGGGUAGGCCGUGAACAGGGCGGGGAGGCAGGGUGCACAGAUCGCAGCGUUGGAAUGGGAACUGCACCAAAAGCAGAAGAUGCGAGAAGUUGACGCACGGAAAUGUGUCGACUGCCCUGGCUUGGGAGCCAUGGGUGGGGAGCCCUGGGGAGCGAGUGCUAGAGGAUAUAACGCCGUGUGGUUGCCUGUGCGGUGUAAGCAGGCAUGUUCUCAGCAGGGAGCGGUUUUGCCCCCCAUGGCCUCUGGCCCCGUCUGGAGACAUUUUUGGUUGUCACAGCUGAGGAUGAGGGGCCGUGAUGGGCACCUAGUGGAUGGAGACCAGGAACGUUCCUAGACGUCCCACAGGGCACAGAGAAUGAUCUGGCCCCACCUGUCCGUAAUGCCAAGAUUGAGAAACCUAGGUAUAGGGAAAGCGUGUGGGCCUUAAGACCCGUUAGGUGUAGGUUUGGUGCCCGUGUGCCCCACUCCCCAGCUGGGCAGGCAGGAGCCUGACCUGCAGGAGAUGUGGGGAGAAGUGGAGGAGACUGCGCAUCGUGUGGUGGGGGGAGAGGAUGGCGGCCCGGAGGGCAGUGGUGGAGGACAGGAGAUGUGACCAGAUCGGAGAUGUUUUUGAAGCCUGAGGUGACAGUACUUGCUGAUUGCACGUGGGCUGAAGGAGACAGGAAUCAGGCUGGGGACGAGAUUUGUGGCCUGAGCCCCUAGGUGGACGGAGGUGUCACUGGCUGCGGUGGGAGGAGGGGCAGGUUUGGACGCCUGCUGGGAAACAGGAGUCCGUGCUGGGCAGGCUAGGGGUGGGUGCCGGACACUAGGCAUCCAGGUGCGGACAGACAGUCGGCCACUGGCUAUUCCUCUGGAGUUGACGACGAGGUCAGAGGGAGGGCUACACGCUGGGGAGAUGUCAGCUUAUUGCUAAUAAAAGGUAAUCGGCAAUAAAAUGUGUUUCGACGUGUAAGUUCCCGAGUCCAAGGAUGCUAGAAGCCGCGAGGAAGCAGUCCAUGCUUUCACCACCCCACAGAACCCCCGGGAACGCGGUAGCUCCUGUGCUCAGCGCCCCAGCCACGUUUGAGCGUGACAGCUCAAACACCACGUGUGCCAUUGCUGUGGAUGUCGUGGUUUCUCCAAACCGUUUAUCAAAAGCAGUGCCGUCUCCUCGGUGUACGUGGCAAACGAAUUUCAGUGCAUUGUGGAACCACGGAAAGACUGCUCUGUGUCACAUUCUCCGCCCUGGGGACGUGUGAGCCCUGCGUCCACUUAAUCAUGGAGAGGGUUGGCCUGGGCCACCAGCCCCUUAGGUGAGGACUCUGCCUGGGGCUCCGUGGACGAUUCUGAAUCAUGGAGGCAAAGAGGACUCUUCCGGCCAGGAGACCUUCCUGUUGAAAGUUGUGGCCCAGCUUGGCCGGCCCUUCCUGCCGGCUGUCUUCGGGAGAGGCUCCCACCGACCCAGAGCUAGGGGGUUGCGGCUUCCCCGGAUGGGGAGGUGGGCCUUCGACGUGGCCUUUGUGUGGAAGGCGGUGUUGACUCUGGGGCUGGUCCUCCUCUAUUACUGCUUCUCCAUCGGCAUCACCUUCUACAACAAAUGGCUCACCAAGAGCUUCCACUUCCCCCUCUUCAUGACGAUGCUGCACCUGGCCGUGAUCUUCCUGUUCUCUGCCCUGUCCAGGGCGCUGGUUCAGUGCUCCAGCCACAGGGCCCGCGUGGUGCUGAGCUGGACGGACUACCUCAGGAGAGUAGCUCCCACAGCACUGGCAACAGCGCUUGACGUGGGCUUGUCCAACUGGAGCUUCCUCUACAUCACCGUCUCGCUGUACACGAUGACCAAGUCCUCCGCUGUCCUCUUCAUCCUGAUCUUCUCACUGAUCUUCAAGCUGGAGGAGCUGCGCGCAGCGCUGGUCCUGGUGGUCCUCCUCAUCGCCGGGGGCCUCUUCAUGUUCACCUACAAGUCCACACAGUUCAACGUGGAGGGCUUUGCCUUGGUGCUGGGGGCCUCGUUCAUCGGCGGCAUCCGCUGGACCCUAACCCAGAUGCUCCUGCAGAAGGCCGAACUUGGGCUGCAGAACCCCAUUGACACCAUGUUCCACCUGCAGCCACUCAUGUUUCUGGGGCUCUUCCCUCUCUUUGCCAUAUUUGAAGGUCUCCAUUUGUCCACGUCUGAGAAAAUCUUCCGUUUCCAGGACACAGGGCUGCUCCUGCGGGUACUAGGGAGCCUCUUCCUUGGCGGGAUUCUCGCCUUCGGUUUGGGCUUCUCCGAGUUCCUCCUGGUCUCCAGAACCUCCAGCCUCACUCUCUCCAUUGCUGGCAUUUUUAAGGAGGUCUGCACUCUGCUGCUGGCAGCUCACCUGCUGGGGGACCAGAUCAGCCUCCUGAACUGGCUGGGCUUCGCCCUCUGCCUCUCGGGCAUAUCCCUGCACGUUGCUCUCAAAGCCCUGCACUCCAGAGGUGAUGGGGGCCCUAAGCCCUCGAAGGGGCUGGGCUCCCACCCCGACCUGGAGCUGCUGCUCCGGAGCGGGCAGCCAGAGGAGGACGACAAUGAGGAAGAAGAGGCGUACUUCGUGGCCCAGGGGCAGCAGUGACCAGCCGGGAGACCAGCUUGGAGGCAGGCCUCUCCCCGCCCUCACACCUCACAGCAGCUCGGGGACCCGGGGGGCCCUUCGCGGCAGCUGGGGAGCAGCGGGCCAGGCCUCUCCCAGGCCGGGCCUUGGGGAGCGCGCGACCGCCUGGCGGGGCUCGCUCGGGGAGCUGAGGAGACUGCGGGGUGCGCGUCGGGCCAGAGCAGGGCCGAGGCCGUGCUGGAGGCCCAGCGGGACGAGGGAAUGGGCGGUCCUCGGCCGCUUGCCAGGCUCUGGCGGCCGAGGUGGUGCUUUCCGGAGCACAGCGGGUUUCUUGGGGCACUGGGUUUAGACUGCGGACACUGGGAAGGGGAGAAGGAGAGGCUGGAGCCUCAUCACCUGGACAGCGUCUUUUCUCGGAGAGCAGAUCUAUUUAUAGUUUGGAAAUAAAGGAUUUACGGUCCGCCGGCCA